Cuscuta campestris is the source of this 2797-nucleotide messenger RNA. Lineage: Eukaryota; Viridiplantae; Streptophyta; Magnoliopsida; Solanales; Convolvulaceae. The record is from the annotation of a GenBank genome assembly.
AGAAAAACUAAAUUUUUUCAAUUUUUUUCUGAAAAAAAGGGGAAAAGCCCAACUCUCUCACUCUCCCAAUUGGCCUUUCAAACUUCACACAGUCUUUAAUUCUUGAAAUUAUUGUCUGAAUCUGAAGUGCAUUAUAGAUCUCUCUAUAAGUUUUACUGUGUACUCUUCUGAGGUCGAUAUGACCAAUUAGUUCUAUAAAACGUUCGCCGAACUUCUAUUCACAUGGUGCUAAAUCCUGUUUGGUCUGUGUGCUGUGUUUGCAUCUGAGCUAUGGGUUCAUUUCCACGCAAUUCUGAAAUUGAGGAGCUGAAGCCUGAAAAGUCCCACCAUGGGAAGCCUCCGGUGCAGAAAAGGGGACCCACCAAUAAGUUUCUGGCGGAAGAUGACAUCAACAGACUCUUUGACGCAAUUGACCUUAGAACGUCAAAGAGUUUGGAUCUGUCGGACCGAGCCAGACGGGAUGCCUCUAAGAGACCAAUGAGGCCAGGUGGUGGUGGUGGUGGUGGUGGGCUCACCGCAAAUCAUGAACCGGUCUCUUUAAAACAGGCGUUUCGGGGGCUAUGUAUUUCGCAGGCAGCAGAAAUGGCCUCCAUGAGAAGACUCUCAAAGACACCUGGUGGGUCUCCUGGCCCUGAACUGGGAUCCUCAAGCUUUUCUUCUAGGGUACUAGUUCCACCGUAUUCCCUAAGCCGAAGCGAGCAUUCUUCCCCAAGACAUUUCAUUAACCCAGCCAUUAACAGUCUUGAGUUAACUCUAUUUCAAGAAACUACUUCUUCAAGUUCUUCCAUGAAAUCGCCAAAGAGAAACCUUUCUUCUCCUCAAGUGGUUGUGAAAAUCAAAGAUUCCGAUGGAGACGUUCAAUCCUUAAAGACAGCAGGGAAUGAUGAGAAAACACAAGAGAAGGGUACCACCGGACCAAGAAAGUUGACAAGAAACCCUUCUCGAAGUGGCGGGACCCCGAUCAAAGCCGCACCCAGAUUAAGACGCAAGGGGAGACUGCAAACCACUCCGUUGUCCAACAACAAGGAUUUCAAGCAAUCAAGAAACGCAUCCCGUGCCGUAAAACCGGCUAUCCGGAACAAGAAUCUCGCAAGUAAGAAGAAGCCAAAAGUGGAAUCUUUGCAAGUGAAUCCCUCGGAUGAAAAGAAAGGCGUAACGGCUUCUGGCAAUGACAAAGUUACUAUCUGUCAGAGAUGUCAAUGCGCAUUGAAGGACACAAAGGAUGAUGGUGCUGAAAUUCAACCUGCAACCCCCGUUGUGCCCAAUAAGAGUUCAAAAUACAAAGGGGACUUCUCCCAGAGCUCAAAGAGUAGCAUGGGCGACUACAGUAGCAGCACAACUUUCAGCGAAGAGAGCAACCUAAGUGGGCCCUGUUCCGGAAUCAGGCCCCACAUGUCCAAGGACUCGCGAUGGGAUGCCAUAAACCGAGUCAAGAAACAAAACGGGUUCUUGGGCUUGAUUCACUUCAAUCUGCUGAGGAAGUUGGGCUGUGGGGAUAUUGGCACCGUGUAUCUUGCCGAGCUAGUGGGAACGAGUUGCUUGUUUGCCAUAAAGGUUAUGGAUAAUGAGUUUUUGGCUUUGAGGAAGAAGGCGCCGAGGGCACAAACGGAAAGAGAGAUUUUACGGAUGCUCGAUCAUCCUUUCCUCCCCACAUUGUAUGCCCAGUUCACUUCCGAUAAUUUGUCGUGUUUGGUUAUGGAGUUUUGCCCCGGUGGGGAUCUGCACGUCAUCCGCCAACAACAGCCAAACAGAUUUUUCCCCGAAUCUGCUGCACGGUUUUAUGUAGCUGAAGUCCUCCUUGCUCUAGAGUAUCUGCACAUGCUCGGCGUGGUGUACCGUGACCUAAAACCGGAAAACGUCAUGGUGCGCGAAGACGGUCACAUAAUGCUCACAGAUUUUGACCUUUCCCUCCGCUGUUCGGUCAACCCUACGCUCCUAAAAUCCUCGUCGUCUUUGGGAAUGGACCCCGCCAGGGUCUCCGGUCCGUGCACGGGAUCCAACUGCAUCGACCCCUUUUGUGCCGGACCGUCGUGCCAAGUUUCCUGUUUUACCCCUAGAAUCCUAACCCCCGCCGCGAGAGCCAGAAAACUCGCGGCGCUGAUCCGGAGGAGGUCAAUGCCGCAGGUCGUGGUGGAGCCGACAGAGGCCCGGUCGAACUCGUUCGUCGGGACCCACGAGUACCUGGCCCCCGAGAUAAUCAAGGGCGAGGGGCACGGGAGCGGCGUGGACUGGUGGACCCUAGGGGUAUUCCUGUACGAGCUCCUGUACGGGCGGACCCCAUUCAAGGGCGCCGAGAACGACGAGACUCUGGCGAACGUGGUGCUGCAAAGCCUGAGGUUCCCCGACGGGCCCAUGGUGAGUUUUCAGGCCCGGGAUUUGAUGAGAGGGCUUUUGGUGAAGGAACCGGAGCAGCGGUUGGGCUCGGAAACCGGAGCGGCCGAGAUUAAACGGCACCCGUUCUUUGACGGGCUGAACUGGGCCUUGAUCCGAUGUGCCGCCCCGCCAUUGGUGCCUGAACUGUGUGACCUUGUUGAAACCCCCCCUCAAAGGAAGUUCCUUGCUGAAGGUGAUGAGCAUAUAGAGUUUGACUUGUUCUAGCAAUAAUGUACUCUUAGUGUUUCCACCUUGAAGAUUUGUACAUUUUUUUCCUCCCCAUUUUGCCCAUUUCAGUCUUAAAUGUUUGUGUACGAUGUAUGUAUAUGGUGAGACUGUGAGAAAAGAGAACACUUCGGGUUUUUUCGCGGUUUGUAUGGGGAAGAUUGAAACCAUUUAAUUAUCGUUCGUUUUAGGAAUGUGU